Messenger RNA from Vairimorpha ceranae, 1152 nucleotides. Its product is annotated as serine threonine protein kinase. Bases 1 to 1152 code for a protein of 383 amino acids. Gene Ontology annotation, biological process: autophagy; peptidyl-serine phosphorylation. The record is from RefSeq and is a predicted model, not a curated record. Lineage: Eukaryota; Fungi; Microsporidia; Nosematidae. Gene Ontology annotation, molecular function: protein serine/threonine kinase activity; ATP binding. The transcript has a single exon. Gene Ontology annotation, cellular component: cytoplasm.
AUGGAUCAAAACAUUUCAAGAAAAAAACUUUUGAAAUUUUACAAAAGAACCAAGUUAGAAACAAGUAAUUAUGUUGUUCGCCAUAAAAAGAAAUUAACAAUUUCGUGUAUAUUUACUUUUUGUGUUUUUGUUUUAAUAAGAAAUAUUUUUUUUAUAAAUUUUGGGGAUACAAUGGAGAAAGAAGAAAUCUAUAAUUUUAUCAAUAAUGCAGUGGAUAGAUGUUUACAAAAAAAGACAAGAUAUGAGCAAAAUAAAGAAUUUGCACUUAUUAAAUCAAGUCUCCCAAUCAAGCCUGUUAAGAUGACACUUACUACAGCUGUUUUCUUUCUUACUGAUUCUAAACCAUACACAGUAUUAAAAAGAAUAAUUGUGAAUAAAAAAACACCAAUUUUUGAAGAUAAAAUUGCUCUUAAACUUGAACAUCCUCAUUUAGUAAAAUCUUAUAAAUCUAAUAUUAGGACAUAUAGAGACAUUAAUAAUGAAACACAAACACUUAUAUGGUUGUAUAUGGAAUAUCUUCCUUAUAAAGUUUCUCAAUCUUAUGUUAAAAAAGAUGAAAAAAUAAUCAAACAAAUAGCUUAUGAUCUUUUACUUGGAUUACAAUAUUUACAUAAUAAUAAUAUAGCACAUUUAGAUCUUAAAAUAGCCAACAUAAUGGGAUUUAAUCACAACAAUGAAAUUAGAUAUAAAAUUAUUGAUUUUGGUUAUUCACGUGUUGUUAACAAAGAAAUAUAUUUACCAGGAAAGAAUUAUGGGACAUUUCCUUAUAAACCGCCAGAAGUAGUUUUUAAUAGCAUACAUGGCCUUAAAAGUGAUAUUUGGUGUGUAGGGGCUAUUCUCCUUUUUCUUCGCGUGGAGAGAACACUAUUUUAUGAUUCUGAUAACAAGAAAGAUAAAGCUUUGUAUGAAAAAUUUUUAUCUGGGCGGUAUAAAAUUAAAUAUCCUUCAGAUAUUUCUCCUGAAUUACGGGAUUUAAUUAAAGGUUGUAUGCGGCUUAAUAGAAAUCAAAGACCUUCUGUAGAUGAACUUUUAAAUCAUAAAUUUUUCAAUAGAGAAUAUGGUACAAUGUUUUUUGAUUUGUAUGAAGAAUCCUUAGACUCUUAUGAGAGUGAAUAUGAUUAUACUGAUGAUUCAAUAGAUCUCGAAUUAUAA